AGUCAUUGGCUCCCUGCGGUUUCCUUGGGGACGUGGCGCCGCCGCCGGUGCAGGCCCUCCUUCCGGCUAGGCUAGAGGCCGCGGAGAGCUGCUCAGGACCGAGCGGAGCGGUGCCCAGGGAGCCGGCGGGCCGCUAGAUCCCGCUGCAGACUUAGGAGAUGCCUGGGACAAGGAGGCCACCUUCUCAGGGCAAAAGGAAAAGGAGGUGACAGGCGUUGAGACCGCUGAAGGGAACCCAUGGCUAGGAUCAGUUUUUCCUACCUCUGCCCAGCCUCCUGGUACUUCACUGUGCCCACAGUGAGCCCAUUUCCCCGUCAGCGAGUGGCAUUCCUGGGACUCUUCUUCAUAUCCUGUCUCCUUUUGCUUAUGUUAAUCAUGGACUUUCGACAUUGGGGUGCUUCAUUACCACGAGAUAGGCAAUAUGAAAGGUAUUUGGCUCGAGUAGGGGAGCUUGAAGCUACUGACACUGAAGACCCAAAUCUGAAUUAUGGACUUGUUGUGGAUUGUGGCAGCAGUGGCUCCCGGAUUUUUGUUUAUUUCUGGCCAAGACAUAAUGGGAACCCCCAUGACUUGCUGGACAUCAAACAGAUGAGAGACCGCAACAGCCAACCAGUGGUUAAAAAAAUCAAGCCAGGAAUCUCUGCAAUGGCAGACACUCCAGAACAUGCCAGUGAUUACCUUCGUCCUCUGCUGAGCUUUGCUGCUGCUCAUGUGCCUGUGAAGAAGCACAAGGAGACCCCCCUUUACAUCCUGUGCACAGCAGGCAUGAGGCUUCUCCCCGACAGGAAGCAGUUGGCAAUUUUGGCUGACCUAGUGAAAGAUUUACCGCUGGAGUUUGACUUCCUCUUUUCACAGUCUCAGGCAGAAGUGAUCUCUGGGAAGCAGGAAGGAGUUUAUGCAUGGAUUGGAAUCAACUUUGUUUUGGGAAGAUUUGACCAUGAGGAUGAAUCAGAUGCUGAGGCUCCCCAGGAACUGGUGACAGGACGCAGAAGGACUGUAGGGAUACUGGAUAUGGGAGGAGCCUCUCUCCAAAUUGCAUAUGAAGUUCCUACCUCAACCUCUGUCCUUCCUGCAAAACAGGAAGAAGCUGCCAAGAUCCUGCUCGCUGAGUUUAACCUGGGCUGUGAUGUGCAACACACCGAACAUGUGUACAGGGUUUAUGUCACGACCUUUCUGGGUUUUGGAGGCAACUUUGCCCGGCAACGCUAUGAAGACCUUGUGCUGAAUGAAACUCUUAAUAAAAACAGACUGCUGGGCCAGAAGACAGGUCUGAGUCCUGACAAUCCCUUUCUGGAUCCCUGCCUGCCCGUGGGACUCACAGAUGUGGUGGAGAGGAACAGCCAGGUCCUGCAUGUCCGAGGAAGAGGCGACUGGGUGACUUGCAGGGCAAUGCUGAGCCCCCUGCUGGCUCGCUCCAACACCAGCCAGGCCUCACUGAACGGCAUCUACCAGUCGCCGAUUGACUUCAACAACAGCGAGUUCUACGGCUUCUCUGAGUUUUUUUACUGUACAGAGGAUGUGUUGCGCAUAGGAGGCCGGUACCACGGGCCAACAUUUGCCAAGGCUGCUCAGGAUUACUGUGGCAUGGCUUGGUCGGUACUAACCCAGAGAUUCAAGAAUGGCCUCUUUUCAUCACAUGCAGAUGAGCAUCGACUCAAAUACCAGUGUUUUAAAUCAGCUUGGAUGUACCAAGUCCUACAUGAAGGAUUCCACUUUCCCUAUGACUAUCCAAACCUGCGGACAGCCCAGCUGGUAUAUGACCGAGAAGUUCAGUGGACGCUGGGAGCCAUUCUAUAUAAGACACGUUUCUUACCACUCAGGGAUCUUCGGCAGGAAGGUGUCCGGCAAGUCCAUGGUAGCUGGUUACGUCUCUCCUUUGUGUACAACCACUAUCUCUUCUUUGCCUGUAUCCUGGUGGUGCUACUGGCCAUCAUCCUGUACCUUCUGCGGCUGCGCCGAAUUCACCACCGACAAACUCGAGCCUCAGCUCCGUUGGACUUGCUGUGGCUUGAAGAGGUGGUGCCCAUGAUUGGCGUACAGGUGGGACCGUGAGGCCAGACCAGGACUAGAGAAGCGUGAGCACCCCCGAGUCGCUGCUCAUUGAAUUCCUCCACUUUUUUGUGCUGGCCUCAGAUGCUGCGCUGCUUGACCUUGUGGAUAUUUUCCUUUGGAAUUCCUACCUUAAUUUCUUCGUUAAUUCCUUCUCAGUUCCCAGGUCUCUUCUCUGAGAGAAGCUGUAAUUUAGUCUGUGAUGAGAGGUUGGUGCUAACACAGGGGACCAAGCUUUGUCCGACUGAAGCGUGCUUCGACUCCUUUAUCCUGAGAGGUCUAGUGUGUUCCUGGGAUCUUGCCUUUUCUUCCCUUGCUAAAGCAUGAGGUUUGGCAUUGGGCAUGCUAGAAGCCUGGUUGAAAUCAAACUUGGAGCAUCUGAUUCAAAGCCGGAGACAUUCUAGCAAGUGCAACAGCCUCUUCUUUCUCUGUAACAGAGAUAUCAUUUAUGUGGAGAUCCACAGCUUUUAAUAAGGAUCCAAGAUCUUUGGAGUUCAAAGGACCAGAUACGAAUUUCCAGACAACCAAAAUAACAUAACUUCCUUGCUUACUUGACAAAGUAGCCAUUGUGGGUGUGAUCCAAGAUCCCUGAUGUAGUGUUGCUGAUGUUGGUGUGUGAUUUUAAAGGUUAGAACCCUUUCUAAAUGAAUGGUCCAUGGAAGAUUUUAUAAUAUCUUAUCUGAUGCCUGGUAUGACCAGGGUAGAAAAUUUUUCCAUCUGUGUGCCUCACAGGCUGUUUGGGCAUUAAUUUUGCUUUUGAGCCUUAAGUGGCUUGUAGGAUGGAGAAACUGAUGGGGAUGAGGGACCUGGAUUCGUCUGGUUUCAGGUCACUGUCCCCUAGGCUUGUUUUUAUGAGCUACUGUACAGGAAGAUUCAAAGAGAGUUCUUCAUUUCACUGCUAAGGUCAAUACAUAGUUUGGGAAGGGAUGUAUUUGGUUUGUUUUUAAAGGAAAGAAGAACAGUCUCAAGAGAGUGGGCAAAGGCAAUAACAUCAAAGCUCUUAUUUAUUAAUUAUUUCUGAGAAAUAGAUGUUUUCUCAAUUUCUGAUUCUUGGAAUAUCUGAAAAUGAGAAAAUUCUAAACUUUGGAAUAGAUAAAUCUGUUAAUAAGUCAUCUGGCAACUUCCAGAACAUCUGUUAAGAGAUUACCCAGUCACAAACAGCACUUCCAUUAAUGGGGAGAGAGGAAAAGCCAUAGUAGUUACAUUUUCAUCCACUACCCUUGAGGAGCUUUGCUUCUGCUCUACAUUUAGCCUUUAGCUUGCAUGAAGAUUUCUUUUUCAUCAACUCUCCCAUGGAGUCGUCUUUAUACUUUACCCUUUCCUGUAUGCAGCCCUGAAUGCCCUGUCUGCGAAUAUGCUCCCAGAGUUGAAGUAGCUUUCUCUUCUGUUGCCUUUUGAUUUCUAGGAUUAGAUGAAUAGAGGCAAAGAUCCCUGACUUUAAGAAAAAAAAAUGGAACUCUUCAAAAAUAAAUUUCAUACUAGGAGCUGAAAGGAAUUAAAUGCUUCAUAGAACAGAGAAAAAGAAAUCAAGAUCCUCCUAGAAAUAAACUGAGAAUAAGUA
Molecule: messenger RNA, 3610 nt
Organism: Lemur catta (Ring-tailed lemur)
Lineage: Eukaryota; Metazoa; Chordata; Mammalia; Primates; Lemuridae
Gene: ENTPD7
Product: ectonucleoside triphosphate diphosphohydrolase 7
Exons: 13
Coding region: 238-2052 (604 amino acids)
Biological process (GO): nucleoside diphosphate catabolic process
Cellular component (GO): membrane
Molecular function (GO): nucleoside diphosphate phosphatase activity
Source: RefSeq, a predicted model, not a curated record